Molecule: messenger RNA, 513 nt
Organism: Drosophila innubila
Lineage: Eukaryota; Metazoa; Arthropoda; Insecta; Diptera; Drosophilidae
Gene: Trissin
Product: trissin
Exons: 3
Coding region: 77-376 (99 amino acids)
Source: RefSeq, a predicted model, not a curated record
UAUCACAGCACUUCCUAUGCGUAUCACAAGCUGCUGAAAGACAUUUCCUCUCCAAGAUUUCCACGAUUUCGACAAAAUGCAUGUUCAGAUUUUCUUAUUAUGCAUAUGCCUCAUGUGGUUUGCCUGCUCCAAUGCCAUACCAUGCGACUCCUGUGGCAAGGAGUGUGCCAGCGCCUGUGGAACCAAGCACUUCCGAACCUGCUGCUUUAACUAUCUACGCAAACGCGCCGAUCCUGAUGCACUCCGCCAAAGCUCAAAUAAGCGACUCAUAGACUUUAUUCUGCUGCAAGGACAUGCACUUUACACGCAGGAACUACGGGAACGUCGAAACAACGGCACUCUUAUCGACCUGGAUCUAAACACGUACUAUGGCUAAAUAUCAUCCUCAAUCCCUCGAUCGAACAAUUCACAUGAUGAUGAAAAUGAUCUCGACCUCUGCGACUGUUUGAAAUGUUAAUUUUUUAAUAAAAGGCGUAAAUCUCUUUGGGGCAAUGUGCUUUAUAAAGCAGCUGA